This is a messenger RNA of Rhincodon typus (whale shark), 822 nucleotides long. RefSeq names its product probable ATP-dependent RNA helicase spindle-E. Gene Ontology annotation, molecular function: RNA binding. Gene Ontology annotation, cellular component: intracellular anatomical structure. The record is from RefSeq and is a predicted model, not a curated record. Lineage: Eukaryota; Metazoa; Chordata; Chondrichthyes; Orectolobiformes; Rhincodontidae. Bases 1 to 822 code for a protein of 273 amino acids. The transcript is spliced from 5 exons.
AUGGCCCUGAAAGACGAUUUGGUUAAAUCCAAAUUUCUCCGUGAUGUAAGAAGUUGCACAAUAUGCUUAUGGCGCUGUGAAUUAGAAGAACAGAUGACUAAGGUUGAACAUGCAAAUAGUUCCAGAGAUCAAAAGGACCAAAAAAACACUCGCUGGGAGGCUUUUCCUGGAGCAGAGGUAGACAGCAGCCUCUUGGAAAAUGAUGAUGAAUACCUUCCUGGCAUUUCCCUUCUGACAUCAAGACCCCUUCUUUCCACAUUAAAGACAAUAAGUAUGAUGGAAGUAGCUGACUAUAAAUAUCCAGAAUUGCCAAUUACUAAAUAUAGAGAACAGCUGAUUGAUCUCAUUGAAAAUAACUCCGUAGUCGUCAUCCGAGGUGCUACUGGCAGUGGUAAGAGUACACAACUGCCUCAGUAUAUUCUUGAAUGCUAUUUAAAGAAACCUGCAUUCUGCAAUAUUGUAGUAACACAGCCACGAAAAAUUGGAGCAAUCAGUAUUGCCCGCUGGAUCUGCAAAGAACGUCGUUUGUCUAUAGGAGGCUUGGUUGGAUAUCAGGGAACCCACACGUGGUGUCUGUCGAGGCUGCGGUCGAUUUCUCACCGCUUCGCCCGGGGAGACUCCUCCACCUCCUCUUCCUCCAGGGUGCGUUGCCCCGCACCUGAACUCGAGACAUCAGCCGCAAAAGAAGCCCGUUUGCCACCCAACAGUUCAACGCCCGUAACAGUUUUCCCAAUGGUGAACCAGUCCUGUAUUUGCUGCGCCAUCAAAUUUCGAAUCAUGGUGCACGAGCGACCGCCGUUCAACACGCGGAUCAGAACGUGA